CUAUAUAAAUUGUAUAAUCGGUCGAUGAGUAAUCUUAGGAUUAUAUUUUAAAGUUUUUUGUUGUGCAAAUUUGGUUUGCGUUAAUGUUUUUAAAGAAAAUUGUUAUUGUUUGAAGAAUCACAUAAUAGUUGCAAAAAUGAAUUGGGUAUUUUUUUCUGCUGUUGUGCUUGCAUCUAUCUUUACUGAAUGUGAAUCAGGGAACUGGAUUGUUCCGUGUCAGGUUACUCCAUGUUCGACUAGCUGUGGAGAAGGCAGUAGAACAGUUAACUUUACAAUUUGCAACUCAACUGGAGUAAAUGAUACGUGUGAUCCUAACUUACAAAAUCUUCAAACAACAGCUUGUGAAAACGUUCCUUGUCCUGAAACAUAUACCAAGGUAAUGAAAGAUUUUACAUGCAACAAGACAAACAGCGAUUUUAUGAAUUUUGUACCAUGUUACAAAAAUUUAAACAUCGAUGAAACAAUUCUCAAUGUAUCAAUCAGACUUUUGACAAAAUGGAAUGCUGACUAUUUCGAAUCAAGAUACAAUGAAUGCAAUUGUAACGAGAACUUAAUGAACAUCAUGAUUUUGGACAUUGAAAAAGACUUAACUUUGUACUUAUCCCCUACCCAGGUUACCGUACAAUCAGCAAUAAGCCAAGUGAGAAAUGUCGUUAACUGCAUGCCAGGUGUUUUAGUUGGUAAAGUAUGGGAUGUUUAUGAUAUGUUAAUUGAAAAAAGUGCGAUUUUAUCGAACGUUGAUAAUGAGCUUAAUAAUUACAUCGAUUUCUUAAGAAAUGCAAUUCAAAGCUGCAAAGGAAAAGUUAACCCCGUGGAUUACAUCAAAAGAGUGAUUCAAACCGAGCUUUAAAAUUUUAAAAGUCUUUUAGCUUUAUUAAGUCUGUUUAUAUUUUACGCAAUCACCUAAAAUAUAUUUUCUUUGUUGCGCACAGUAUUUAUUUUUAAUUUUUUUUAAUAAUUAAAUUAAAAAUUGUUUCA
Molecule: messenger RNA, 978 nt
Organism: Hydra vulgaris (swiftwater hydra)
Lineage: Eukaryota; Metazoa; Cnidaria; Hydrozoa; Anthoathecata; Hydridae
Source: RefSeq, a predicted model, not a curated record